CGCCAUUUUAUUUCUGUGAAGCACGUCUUUUGGGGUGAUAAUCGAAAUCUGGCGGGUUUGCCAUCGGUAUUUUGCUCAGUCGUCAGAUGAUCUAAUCUUCUCUCGCUGAACAUGCCAACGUAUUUUCAACGCCCUGAAAAUGCCCUUAAAAGAGCUCGUGAAUUCAUCGAUGUUGGCAAAAAGCACCGUGCCCUUGAUGCCUUGUACGAUGUCAUCAAGAGUCGGAAACAUAGGACAUGGCAAAAGGUCCAUGAGCCUAUUAUGCAACAGUACUUGGAACUCUGUGUGGAGUUGAAAAAGAGCCAUGUUGCCAAAGAAGGCCUGUUCCAGUACCGUAACAUAUGCCAACAGGUGAACAUCAAAUCCCUGGAAGAUGUGGUACGCGGGUAUCUCGAUCUUGCCGAGGAAAAGACCGAAGCGGCCCGAGAAGAGUCGCAACAGGCAGUGGUCGACAUCGAUGAUCUUGACAACGUGCAGACACCUGAGAGUCUCUUGCUGAGUGCUGUAAGCAGUGAAGACACGCAAGAUCGAACUGACCGGGUAGUACUGACCCCGUGGGUGAAGUUCUUGUGGGAGUCUUACCGCCAGUGCCUCGAGCUUUUGCGAAACAACUCUCGCGUGGAGCGCCUGUACCACGACAUUGCUCAGCAGGCGUUCAAGUUUUGCCUAAAGUACAAUCGCAAAACUGAAUUCCGGAAGCUCUGUGACCACCUGAGAACGCAUUUGGGUCACAUCCAUCGUCACCAGAGUCAGCAGACGGCCGUCAACCUCAACAACCCCGACAGCCAGGCCAUGCAUCUGGAGACCAGACUCGUCCAGUUGGACAGUGCCAUUCAGAUGGAGUUGUGGCAGGAAGCCUACAAAGCAACCGAGGACAUUCACGGCUUGAUGACCCUUUCCAAGAAGUCCCCAAAGCCUCAGCUGAUGGCAAACUAUUACCAGAAACUAGCAUUAGUGUUUUGGAAAGCUGGGAACCACUUGUUCCACGCGUCAGCCCUCUUCCGUUACUUCCACUUAGCGAAGGACCUCAAGAAGAACAUCACUUCCGAAGAGAUUCAGAAGAUGGCAUCUCGCGUGGUGCUAGCCACCCUUGCCGUUCCCAUGCCUCCAAACAGACCCGAAAUUGACAGGCUUGUAGAGACGGACGAGAACGUGAUCGACAAGAACCAACGCCUUUUGGCAACUCUUCUGGGGCUCACUGGGCCCCCGACUCGUGCCUCCCUUGUCAAGGACCUGGUCCGACUGGGAGUUGUGGGCCUUGCGCCUACCCAGCUGCAAGACCUUUAUCGCUGGUUGGAAGUUGACUUCCACCCCCUCAAGCUCUGUGGCCGCGUGACACAGUGCUUCGACUUCAUCAACAAAUGGGAGGAAUGCUCCGAGCUUCGCGUAUACGUUUCGGCCCUGCAAGACAUCACCGUCAUGCGGCUUCUCAAAGAGGUUUCGCAAGUCUACGAGACCAUUGAGUUUUCCCGCCUCUUGGAGUUGGCCCCGUUUGCUACCGCCUUCUACCUGGAGAACAUGGUGGUAGAGGCCGUGAGGCGAAAUGACCUCCAGGUGCGCAUUGACCACAGCCGCCACUGCCUCCACUUUGGCUCUGAACUGAGCGUCUCCCAACGCGAGGAAGUCAUUGAAGGCCCUCACCUACAAGGAAUGCCCAGCGAACAAAUUCGCUGCCAGCUGGUCAAGUUGUAUUCUGUUCUCCAGCGAUCUGUACAUUUGAUUCGACCAGAGCAGAUAAAGGAAUCGACGAAAGAGCUCAAGAUGCACAUCAUAGAUGCCUACAGGCUGGUGUUCAAGAAAGAGCACAAGAAAAUACUGGAGCGCCAGCAGAUCAUUGAGGCUCGCAAGGAACUUCUGGAAACCUUGACCAUCCAGAGGGAGGAAGAAGAAAGGAAACAGAUUGAAGAAAGACAGCAGAAGCUGCGGGAGGCAGAAGAAGAACGUAUUGUCCGAGAGGCAGAAGAACGUGCCAAGCAACGUAGCCAGCGUGAGCAGGACGAGAUGAAGAAAAAGGUGGUCCUGGAAAAGAUCGAGCUGCUCCGCAAGACAGACAUAGGAGCGCGGAUCUUUGAGGGGCUCGAAGAGAAGGAGCUAGAGCGGCUCGAUCCGGAAGAGAUUUUGAACCGCCAAGUGGAACAGCUGGAUCGCGAACGCAAGGAGAUGCAGAUGAAGCUGAAAAAGCAGGAGCGUAAAGUGGAUUACAUGGAGCGAGCGAAGAGGAUCGAGGAGAUUCCGCUGCUCCAGGAAGCCUACGAGAAGUUCAAGGUGGAGGACGAGAAGUUCUGGCAGCAGAAAGAAGAAGAGCGGAUCAAGCUGCUCAUCCAGGAGCGCGAGCUGGCGCUCCAGCACAAGAAACGCAUGUUGCGCAUGAAGGAAGACAAGGAGAACUUCCUCAACAAACUCACCGCCGACCGUUACUCCGUCUACAAGGAGAAACGGCGCGUGUUUGAAAAGCAUCUCGAAGAGGAGCGGACGCAGAGACUCGCCGAGCGCAAGGCAGCUCGUAAGGAAUCCCGUCGCGAGAAGUACGUCACCGAGAAAGAAGAGGCGGAGCGUAACCAGCUGCUCGAGGAACAAAGGCGUGCUGAGCAGGAACGUUUGGCAAAGCUCAAGGACAUGGAAGCAAUCAAGCUGGCUCGCGAACGAGAGAUCGAAGAGAAACAGCGUAGAAUGGAGGAGGAGGAAAAAAUGAAUGUAGAAGGGGAGAGAAAACGAGAAAUUCGAACUGAAGAAAUGAACUGGCGCAAACGUGAUAGUGAACCGGAGCGCAAGAACGAACCUUGGAGACCAACUCGCGCAAGGGAUAAUCGUGAUGCAGACCGUGAUGGACCUCGUCGAGGCAGAGACGAUGACAAGGAACCGCCAAAAGAACGGCCAUGGGGGCGCGACCGUGAUACUGAAAAGGAGUCUCGCAUCGAAGAAGACAACUGGAGACAACACAAGGCUGAUGAUGUUCGGCCAUCACCACGAGCACCAGAGUCCCGGUGGCGGAAGGAUCGCGAAGAUGGAGAGCGCGAGGAACGGCACGAUUCUGAACGCGGCUCCUGGCGCAGUGCCGGGGCAAGGCGUGGGGGAGAUCGUGGUGGGGAAAGAGGCGGAGAUCGAGGAGGAGGAGGCAUGUGGCGCCGAGACGACCGGGACAGAGAAUUUGACGGCAAGGGCCGCGACUUUGAUCGUGGCCCCCCACGCGGCAGAGACAUCGGGGACGAGAGAGGACCUCGUGGCGGCAGAGACAUGGGAAGCAAGUGGGGAAGCAGGGACGCCCCCCGCGGUGGUGGUGCGGCGCCGGGAGGAACUUCCUGGAGGAAAGAUGACAGCCGGCCUCCCCCUCGGAAAGAUGACUGCUUCUCAGUCUCUUGGCGUGACAAGGAGGACCGUUCAAGCAAACCUCAAGAUGAGGCUGACGAAGAGGGCUGGAAGACUGCCCGUUAGACUCUGGUAGAGGGCUGUGCUUGGAAACUGUUGUGGGUGUGCAAUUGAAACCCCAGUUUUGGCACUUUGGUCCCAGGCCCAUCCCGUUAGUUUUUUAUUAGCAUCCCAUCUUCCGUGUAACCAAUAAUGCUGUAUGAUUUAUUGAGGUCGCACGUUUACUAUGUGCAGGGUUCAAAGCCCAACCACAGCGUAGGAGGAGCACAGAAAUGUAAUUGCGAACCUGGGUUUUUGCUCUACGCUGCUUCACUUCCGAAAAAGAAAAACGGAAGUGUGGUUAUGUAGCCUUGGAGAGCUUAUUCGCAUUUUGUUGACACUCUUCAAAAUUGAAAUAAAACGGGGGAGAAGCCUUGCAACAAAUUCUUUGAGUCUUUUUUUUUUACUGGGAAGGUCCACUGUUACAGCACGUAAGCAGCCAAUGUUGUUAACAAUGAGGGUUACAGGGUGUAAAAAUUACUAACUACAAAAUGCCAUACACAGAUGUGAUUACACAGGCUCGAACAAUGUUGCAGUAAAAAAAAAGUGGCCACACUUUGGCCAGAUGCAAGAACUGUACAGUAGGAAGGAAAAAAAAAAAAAAAGCUUAAGAUGUAAACAGUACAAAGCUGUUGUAGUAAUAUACAGACACUACACAAAGUGCAGCUCUUAAAAUCCACCCGGUCACAUUGCUCACAUUUCUUCCAUUUACAUAUAAGGAAUGGCUGCAAAGCAAGGUUCCGCUGGCAAUACCCUGGCACCCCAUGUUAAAUACAAAAUUGUUUGAGAUACAAAAUCUGUUCUAUGCAUUACCUCUCUAAUUCAACUUCGCCAUGUUCUUGCGUUACACUUAAUUCUGAGAAGAUCGUUAACUGUCUGUACCGUAAUGUUGCUCAGUCAGCUUCCACUUGAGCAAGUAUGGAAAAUGAUCUCUUGAUUACCAACUUGGAGUGCUAUGUUCUGCCUUGGACAAAAACGUUUGCAGCCAGUUAUGGCAUAAUACAAUACAAAAGAGCUACAAAAGGGGGGUAUCCACAGGGACUGCCGUACAUGGUGGGGCACAAAACGACCUCCACUAUUCCUGGUGGUGGUAUAAUACAGUGAAUAUGUUAUGUGGACAUGUACAUAAAUGAUGUGCAAAUAUUUUGGGGCGGGGGAGGUCACUCAUUGGUACGAGUGCGGCGUUUCUUUGCCUGCGGUUCUUCGGUGGGUGCCCCAGGUGUGGGUUUCUUCUUCUUUUCAUCCUCCUGUAAGGAUAUUUCAUUUUUUGUUCUUUCCUUCUGUUACGUAAUUAAGGCCCUUUCUGCGAACCCUGCACAACUCCGCGUAACAGCGAAAGCUAUCCUCACUGUACCUAUUGGCUGUGGCUAUAACUCUCCAUCGUCCUUGAGGGAGUAGCAUAGUGAAUCACUGAACAAAUGCAUGCCAGUUCAAAUGGAUGAUUAAGCUAAGCUGGAAGCUAGAGAGUACGCCAGUUACAAUGUAGAAAGACUUCCCUUCUGAGCUCAUCAACAGUCAUUUGAGGUUCAAAAUUGCUAGGGCUUGCAAAAGGUUGAACAGCGUAGUAACAACUUGCUUGGAUCAAGCUUAUAUUAACAAAAUCCUUUGUUUUACAGCACAAAUGUUGUCAUUAAACGGCAUUUCAUAUCAA
Ornithodoros turicata is the source of this 5056-nucleotide messenger RNA. RefSeq names its product eukaryotic translation initiation factor 3 subunit A-like (gene eIF3a). The record is from RefSeq and is a predicted model, not a curated record. The transcript has 16 exons. NCBI's taxonomy places the organism in Eukaryota, Metazoa, Arthropoda, Arachnida, Ixodida, Argasidae. Gene Ontology annotation, biological process: formation of cytoplasmic translation initiation complex; translation reinitiation. Gene Ontology annotation, cellular component: eukaryotic translation initiation factor 3 complex, eIF3m; multi-eIF complex; eukaryotic translation initiation factor 3 complex, eIF3e. Bases 112 to 3432 code for a protein of 1106 amino acids. Gene Ontology annotation, molecular function: translation initiation factor activity; mRNA binding.